UGGUCUAGUUAUCACACUGGUGUUUAUUGUAGUGUAGUUGAGUUAUCACGUUACCUGAGUGCUUGUAAUAUUAGUAUCACCUUGCAUAUACCCUUGACUUUCGUCAGAGAAAUCGGUAGAAGAAAGAUAUUCUCUCAUCUUGCAUAAUGGCGUAACACCCAGGAAUCCAAGAUGAAUUACAUCGGCCGUCUCUUCUCCAACGUACGCGGUUAUUACAAUGAGAUCAACUCCGCAACGCUCACCGGCGCCAUCGAUGUGGUGGUGGUGGAACAAGAAGAUGGCUCGCUGAUAUGCUCGCCGUUCCACGUGCGUUUCGGCAAGAUUGGCGUGCUCAGGUCACGCGAGAAAGUGGUUGACAUUGAGGUGAAUGGCCAGGGCGUGGGUCUACACAUGAAACUUGGUGAGGCAGGGGAAGCAUUCUUUGUCGAGGAAGCAGAAGACACGUGCGAGGUACCAUCUCACCUGGCCACCUCACCCCUGCCGCCAACCGCCGAACUCAUGCGCGAGGGCGUCGAAAAGUUACACAGAGAGGUCAAAGGGGAACAGGAACGAAAAUACAGCGUGGCGGAGUCAGAAAUCAGCACAACGUCUAGUCAGCAUUCUCAAAAAGAAUCCGAAUCGAGUUUAGAUUCGAAACAGGACUCGGGGCAGUAUUCAGAGUUUAGGCCGAUUUUUCAUGACGGUGCAAAUGCAAUCAAUCAAGGCAUCGCACGACCUAGAGUCGUGAACUCGAAGUCGAUGACGCUGGACAUUUUGAAAGCGACGUCUUCGCAACAUGUCGGAGGCGACUCUGACGACGAGACGGAAAAUUCUGGAAAUAAAAAACCUCGUCGGACGAAAAAACGGGUCGGGAGUAAAAAGCGUAAAAAUCGCAUGAACCAUCAGGAGAAGGUGACGGGGGAUUUGUCAUCCGCUGUGGAGAGUUCGUCGUCGGAUGUGCGAGUACCCUGUGAUAAUCACGAGGAGGGCGUAUUUGAGAUGGACAACGAAGAUGAUAUCGCAACGCCCGUCGUGAACUUGCCACGCACCAUCAGUCUUCCGAUCAUCGAGGAGAAUAAGAUGGAAAUGACGGAGGGCUGGGCCUCUAGUCAGUACGUGUCGGCGUUUCAUCCAUUCAGCGAUGGCGAUCUGACUCCUAUUGUGAGUCCUGCUGGUUCAAGACCUUCCUCGCCGAAGAGCGACACUGAGUUUGAGAAGCAGAAGUGCGUCAACGCCAAGGUCGAUGAUUCACUGGGCGGUAGCGACGUCAAGUGGCAGUGGGGGGAACUACCAGAGCUAGAGAAACCCCUGGUGAAGAAAGAUACAGUUAUUGAGGUGCAGACGGAGGAGGAAAAGAAAGCCCAGCAAGAACGGGAAUCGACCGGCGGGUUGUUCCAGUUCAUGAGGAAGACGAAGAAAAUACGUCACAAUCCCGAACACGAGGGGAUCUACUUGGACGACUUGAACCUCGAGGAGAUGGACCCUGAGGUGGCCGCCCUCUAUCUUUAUCAUCCGAAAGGUGCCGCUUACCAACCUCACCCGCCCAAAGAUGAGGAUAGUGAGUCUGGGCGUGGUGCAUCGCUGCCACAAUCUCCCGUCUCUAUAGAGGGCGCUAAAUCUAGUUACGAAUACGAUUCAGUAGAAAACAAACAAUCCGCACUGGACGACAGUGGCGAACAUCUUGCAAACUUGGCCAUGUCACUGUGCGGUGGUCUGAAAGAGUUCGAUGGCGAGAUGCCUCUGGAGAGGUUCAUGCAGGGCCUUGUCACGUACGAUGAUUUCUGCGAAAACCCCAAUCUUAUCAGCAAUCCUGAUUUGGUGCUUAGAAUUGGUGAAAAAUAUUACAACUGGCCAGUAGCAGGGCCUAUGAUAAUGUCCUUGGUCAUGUACCAGAGACCACUGCCCGAGGGAUCGAUUGAGACUCUGGUCAAAGCUCACUUCCCGAAGAAGGAGCGUCAGAAGCGCGGUAUGUCGUCAUGGUUCUCGUGGCGGUCCCGCACUGAUCAGGACGCCAUCGCCACAGGAGAAGGAGCAUCUAAAAAGGAGAGAGAGACCGGCGAUAUCAGUCAGAGCCCCUCAUCCAGUAUAAUGUCAUCACCUCCCGAUAGUCCACAGAAAACUAAACUCGAGGAGAAGAGGGCCGGACCAGAAGAUGACGGCACAUCGAGUGAGACAGACUCAUCAGAGAAAGAUCUCGUCCUCCAGGUUGGCCAGGUUGCUCAGCAUCACCUGAGAGAGAAGUACAGGAAGGCCGUUAGACUGUCGUCAGAACAGUUGCGUGCGCUGAACCUCCAAGAAGGUCGUAACGAGGUCACAUACUCUGUGACGACGGCGUAUCAGGGAACGACCAAGUGUACCUCGUAUAUUUACAAAUGGCGCUACGACGACAGGAUCAUCAUCUCGGACAUCGACGGCACCAUCACAAAGUCUGAUGUUCUUGGGCAACUCUUGCCAAUGGUCGGAAAAGACUGGUCACAGACUGGUGUCGCACAACUCUUCACCAACAUCGCCAACAACGGCUACAAGUUCCUCUACCUCUCUGCGCGUGCCAUCGGUCAGUCGACCGCAACCAGAUAUUACCUCAAUAGCAUCAAGCAGGGCGAGGUGCAGCUUCCCGACGGCCCGCUGCUACUAUCGCCGAGCUCUCUCAUUAGCGCUUUCCAUCGGGAAGUUAUUGAGAGAAAACCAGAAGAAUUCAAGAUCGGCUGCCUGCGAGAUGUGGCUGCCCUCUUCCCCAGUAGCCGCAAUCCAUUCUAUGCCGGCUACGGAAACAAAAUAAACGACGUGUGGGCAUACCGGGCAGUCGGCAUCCCAAUCUCGCGCAUCUUUACGAUCAACCAUCGCGGAGAGCUGCGUCACGAGCUCACCCAUACAUUCCAGUCCUCUUACACCAGUUUGAGUGAUAUCGUCGACCACCUCUUCCCAAACUUACAUGUCUCAUCAGCCGGCAAAGCGACAAAGUUCUUCGCCCCUGAUCAGUUUAGUACAUUCACAUAUUGGCGUGACCCUAUUCCUGAAAUUGACAUCAUUGCCGAACUAGCAGUGACGUCUGCGCCGAAAAGGAAACAAUCGACAGAGACCAAGGUGGAGAAGAAAUGAACAGUUCCGAUGAAAAUUGUGGUGAAAGUGUUAUAACUAUAUGAGUGGAAAGACUAGUGUGACUGCUCCUAGGAAGGUAUGACUGUGAACUGGUGCUCACGUCAGAGCAGAUUCAUUUCACUUUGUUGCUGUAGUGUUGACAUCAGUCUAUUGCAGACGUAUCAUCUGGACUGGAUGUGGCGAGGUGAAGUCACAUCCUCAUCUUGUCAUAUCAUGUCGUGAUGAGGAUGUGACUUCAUAAUCUUUUUGCAACCCAUCAAAGUUGGGUUGAGGUACAUGUAUGUAGAGAGUGAAAAUCAGGGUACCUGAUUGUCAUUUCUUGUGGAAUGGCUCUAAAACUUUGGAGAAUAAGAGUGAGUUUUGGCUUUUCAGAAAAUCACAAAUAAAAAAAUUGCUCCUGUAGACAGAGGUGUCAAUUUUAUGUAUCAUAGACCAUAAUUUCUGAUGCGGUUGUAUGUACAAUGGAUAAAGAUGCUUUAAACAGGCAUGAAGUUUGCACAUGCCAAGGCUGCCUAUUAAGAUGUACCUGCUGUCAUAAAAUUAAUUGGCAUGAGGUCUUUUGAGUAGUACGCUUGGUGAUAAUCUAGUACUGUGAUUUAUUCUGCUUUGGUAUGGGGGUGGGGGGAGGGGGGCAGUGGCUGCAGAAUUUCUGGCUUUCAUGUCAGAUGUGAUCAGAGUUUUAUGCCUUAAGCUCGUUUUGCAGACAAGCAAUAUUUGACGCUGUGAUGUGCAAUUAUGAUCGCAUGAUCUCGUCUGCAGUCGUCGCAAGUGCCGGCAACAAGACUUGGGGAUCACUCCAACCUGGGAUCAGUAUCACACCCGGCGAUUACCAGUUUUACUCGCAGACAAGUGAGCUUUGAUUGUCGCAUGUCACAGUGAUAAAAAUUGCACGUUUGCGAGACACUUCAAAGGUGGUUAAAUGGUUAUGGCAGGGGUGGCUUGCUUCAGAAGAAAGUGUGAGAAUAAGGGCAUUCUUUGGUUUCAAAUACCACUCACAAAGUGCUUACAUUUGUUCACUAAAUCUAGAAAAAGGUUUGUUAAUGAAAUUGUGUAUUUUGUGUACCCUGUAUGAAAAUAUUUUUCAGAUUUUCUGCGAAAUUGUUGUGCGGUAAACAAAUUGUUGUCGAAUUGAGACUGAUUGUGCUCAGUCGCCGGUGAAUCUAUUCCAGUUUGAACCAGAAGAGUGGUUUUGGAUAAAUCUGUUAGAAAAAAAGUGGAAAUUUAUUUUUUGAUUUGAAACCCCCCUUAAAAUUGUGAGCUGCAAUAAUCAAAAUUUGCUAAAAUGUAUAGCACUUAGAAAUUCGGUUGUCUACAGUAUGUGAAAAGGAAAAUAUCAUUGUGUGGAGAUUUUUCACUGAGUUUUUGCAAAAAAAUGUGUUCAUGUGUAUAAAUCAUUGUAAAAAAGUAAUUUUCUAGUGUCGUGGACAACAUACUCAAAAAGUAUUAAAAGAACUAAACAGUAGAAUAAGAAGGUACCAUUAAAGUAUAGCUUUAAACAGUAGAAAAAUAAGGUACCAUCAAAGGUGUUACUCUAAACAGUAGAAUGAUAAGAUACCACAAAAGUGUAAACUUUAAACUGUAAAAAUUGAUAAGGUACCAUAAAGGUGUAACCUUCAACAUUAGAAAAAUAAGGUACCAUAUUAAAAGGUAUAAGUUCAAACAGUAGAAUAAUAAGGUACCAAAGAAUAACUUUAAUCAUGAAUCGGCAGAAUGAUAAGGUACCAUGAAAACAAAACUAAAAAAAGUAUUUUACGACGCGGCUGAUUGUGGACAGCUGAUGGCACUCUUGGUGAAGAGGUAGAAUUCAAUGGAAAUAACUGGUUUGGGACCAGCUGCAGUGUCUUUAAUAGAGAGGGUGUACUUAAUAGAGAGGUGUCCGCUAAGGGAGGUUCCACUGUACUUGUGGUGAUAUAUUGCAGAAUAUAAGAUGCUAUUAUCGGCAUUCUUUCCCAUUUGAUGUUAUGCGUGUGAUGUAAUAUUGACGUUUAAUGUAGUGACGUUGUCUGCUACUUUCUUUGACUAUGUGAUGGUUGCGACUACCAUAUUGACAUGAUUGUGCCUUGUUAUAGUUAUGUUCAGGUUCUUGAGUUGUGGUCUAGUGGCUCAGACACCCGACUAGUACUCAAGAGGUCCCUGGUUCAAUCCAAUCUCCACAGUCUUAGUGUGACUGUAGGCAGGUUUCUCUUUUCUGACUUGCCUUAUCCCAUUCUGUAGAUACAGUAGAACCCCUCUAUUAUGGACACCCUCGGGACUGACAAGUGCUGUCCUUAUUAGAGAGGUGUCCUGAUUAGGGAGGUUAAAUUGAAUGGAAAGAACCAAUUUGUGACCAAAACCAGUGUCCUUCAUAGAGAGGUUGUCCUUAAUAGAGGAGGUUCCAUUGUGUAUGAAAAUCACCAAAACUAGUGUCCUUAAUAGAGAGGUGUCUGCUAAGGGAGAUUCCACUGUACUAGUGGGGGGUUCAGAAGAAAAGAUUGGAUCAUUAGAGGUCGAGGCUGCCAGGAGGUAGUUAUAAAAUGAAUGGUUUGGAAAAUUUGCAUCUUAGGAUUUUCAUCCAUCAUCAUGUCAUAUUGGUAUUUAGCUGAUAGAUAUUAAGCUUAACGUCCUUGCAUACUGUAAUUCUUUCAGUGGUGGAUUUAGGGGUGGAUCAUAAGGUUAUAUUAUGGUUAAGCAACCAUCACCGCUUGGAUUGGUGAAAAUGUGGAAGCUGUCAAAAAGCAUUUAAAACCAUGUUUUUCGUUGUUUAAUUUGAGAUAUUUUAGAAUAGAAAUUGAUACCUCACUAUUGUUAUUGAUUGUCUCACCAAAACCACGAGGUUGGAGCUAAAAUGUAGACCAAAUCGAGGUAGACCCGAGGUGGCCAACAUUUUAGCUCCACCCGAGCGGUUUUGGUGAGACAAGCAAUAAUACCUCCAGUUCGAUGUCAAUUCCAUAAUUUGAAACUUGUUCUAAUGAAUCAAUGUCCAUAUCAUGUUUUGAACACAGCAAUUUUGGUACUUGUAUUAGAAACAUUUUGGUAUUUCAACUUAGCUCUCUUUUAUUGUCAGUGUAUUCUUUCUCUUUAUCUUCUGCUUGGUAAAUUAAUAACGUUGUGAGGUUUACAUUGCAUUGGAAUAUAGUUAUGGAUAUGUGAGCUGUAAUUUAUCAGGCCCAAAAAAUGUUUGCGUACUUUUGAGUUUGCUCUCGUUGAGUGCUUCUAUAGUUGGGCACCGAUUGGUGUUAUGUACCCUGUGAUGCAAUCUUCCAGGGUGGAGUCCAUGACAAGGUUCGGCCUCAAAACCAUGGCCACCACCUUUUGGAUAAAUAUAUCCAUAACCAUACCUGUGCCAUGAAAAUCUCACCGACUGGUGCUUCUUGUGAAAUCAAGUGAUUCUAAUUUCAUUCUGUUGUUUAUUUUGUCAUACGGCUGUUGAUUGCUGACCUUCGAUGCCUUUGAACAGAGGCGUGUUCAUGUGGGUGUAUUGGGUUUUCAGAAAGACACUACAGGGUGGCCCAGAAUUGUUUUCCCUCGCGCAAUGGUUGCACAAUAGAAUUCUAUUGUGCAAGGGAAAAUAAUUCUGGGCCACCCUGUAGUUUGAGUUACUGUAACCGGCAUAUUUUCACAAACCCAAUGCACAUGUUUGUCAAGUGUUUUUCAGAGCUGCCUACAAGGUUGACCAUGUAAAUGGGUCCAAUGUGAAAUUUGCGGUUAAAGAUUUUUGCCUUCUUCCCUUGAGUUGAAGUGUAAAAGAGGCCUGACAAAGUGUGAUAAAUAGGUCCAAAGAGGCAAGGCAAUGUAUCAAAUAUCUCUCCAAUGUGUGUGGGGUAGGCAGCUUUGGUCCUUGUAAAUCCCAACAAACCUUGAAAGUGGACACGUUUAUCAAUCUGGGACACCCUGUAUGCCCUGGACACUGGAGGUCAGUUAUCCAAUGGUCAGUCUGUGUUGAGGUAUUCCAUUCUAUUGAAAGUAAUAAAACAUUCAUCUUCAAA
Messenger RNA from Lineus longissimus, 7043 nucleotides. RefSeq names its product phosphatidate phosphatase LPIN2-like. The record is from RefSeq and is a predicted model, not a curated record. Gene Ontology annotation, cellular component: nucleus. Gene Ontology annotation, molecular function: transcription coactivator activity; phosphatidate phosphatase activity. The transcript has 17 exons. Gene Ontology annotation, biological process: cellular response to insulin stimulus; positive regulation of transcription by RNA polymerase II; fatty acid catabolic process. Bases 172 to 3078 code for a protein of 968 amino acids. Lineage: Eukaryota; Metazoa; Nemertea; Pilidiophora; Heteronemertea; Lineidae.